Messenger RNA from Notolabrus celidotus (New Zealand spotty), 2412 nucleotides. Its product is annotated as neuronal pentraxin-1. Lineage: Eukaryota; Metazoa; Chordata; Actinopteri; Labriformes; Labridae. The record is from RefSeq and is a predicted model, not a curated record. Bases 312 to 2207 code for a protein of 631 amino acids. The transcript has 6 exons.
AGAAGUGUUCAGCUAAAUCUCUCUCAAUCUCAUCAGUGUGUGAAGGAGACUAACUCACUUCAAGUUCAGAGUGGACGCAGGCUGCACUCACAAGGACAGCAAGACCUCAGUGCAGGAAGAGACAAAGAGAGAGAGACAUCCUACAAAGAGGACACAAAUUCAUCUAACUGCUUGGCGGAAAAUAUUUUUGUUCACGUGCUCCCUGAUGUCUCUUGUACAACAACACAGAAGUCAACACAGCCUCUGCAUCAGUUGGCCUCUCACAGUUUGAAGUAAAGCCAAGCUCCUUAGUCUAACUGGCUGAACUUGGGAUGAAGAUCAUGAGGAACUAUUGGUCUCUACACCUGCUCCUUGUUCCUGUCUGUAUUUCUUUGCUCCCCAUCCUCCUCUGCCCUGCGUCUGCCACUUCAGGGCCUGACUAUGACUUUGGAGCCCACCCACGCUUUAUUUGCACUCCUGUCCCUGUGGACGCAGACCCUGCCUGUUCCCCAGCGGCGGGUCCAAGCGUGGGGGCUGCAGGGUCCAGCGGACCAGGCCAUCAAAGUGCACCUCCCGCUGGCUGGUGGGGGGCGAGCGAGGAAGCCAAAGCCACCAUCCUCCACCUCAGGGAGAGCCUGGUCCAGCAGAAAGAGACCAUCCUGGACCAGAGGGAGACCAUCAGGGAGCUGACGGCCAAGCUUGCCCUGUGUGAGGGCCUCACACGGGGCCCAACGCAUCAUGACGAGCAUCAUGGAACAGCCUCGCACUCCCAGCAUGUAGGGCUGACUGGCCACCACACGUAUGCAGACAACGGGCACUAUAGCAACCACCAGACUCACCAUGGAAACAGUAACCUCAUUCCGGACUCACCACUGCACCCCUCUGCUGUGGGGCACCAAUUUGAUGGAGGGCACAGCAGUGGCAACCAGGGGAAGGAUAAACAUCCAGCAACAGGGGACAUCACAUCUUCACCUGAGCACAUGGAGAGGAUGCUGCAGGCGCUGAAAGAGAGGCUGGAAAACCUGCAGAAGAGGAACACAUCCAUCACGUACUCCAGCUCUCUCAAGGAGCUGCUCCAGAGGAAGAUCAACGCUCUGGAGCAGCAGCUGCAUCACGGCACUGCUUCCCUCAGCAGCUCAAACUCCCACCACAACUACGAUGACAGCACCCACAAAGGUGACGGAGACCACCAUGAUGAUGACGAUGAUCACCAUGAUAACAAUGGACACCCUAAUGACCACAAGAACGACCAUAACGACAGCGGUCACAGUGACAGUGGGGACGACAUUGAUCAUCACGAUGACAGCCACAGCCAUGACCAUCACGAUGACAGCCACAGCCAUGACCAUCACGACACAGAUGGUGACCAUUACGGCCAUGAGGACCAUGAGCACCAUGAGGACCAUGAUGACCAUGAUGGCUCUGAUGAUGGCCACCACGAAGAUGAUGAUGAUGUUGAGCACCACAAUAAUGAAGCAAGCAGUCACAGUUACCUUUCACACACGGCAUACAGAGUACCAGGCUCACGUAAUGGCUUCCAAGCAAACAAACUGGAAACGAUGCUCAACCAGCUUCACCUCGCAGGUUCCAGCAGGAAGCAAAUCAAGAGUCCUGAUGCCUUCCAGAUCAGCUUCCCCAUGAGAACCAACUAUAUGUACGGGCGGAUGAAGAAGACUCUACUGCAGGAAAUCUUUGCUUUGACUUUGUGUCUUUGGAUCAAGGCCGGUGUUGGGCCCAGCCUGGGGACGCCCUUUUCUUACUCUGCACCUGGACAGGCCAAUGAACUGGUGCUGAUCGAGUGGGGGAACAACCCCAUGGAGCUGCUUAUCAAUGACAAGGCUGUGACGCUCCCUCUGACCCUGGGUGAUGGGAAGUGGCACAGUGUUUGUGUAACCUGGACAACAAGGGAUGGACAGUGGGAGGUGUAUCAGGAUGGAGUGCAAAGGGGGUCUGGGAUGAAUCUUUCCCCCUGGCAUCCCAUUAAACCUGGAGGUGUCUUCAUCCUGGGACAGGAACAGGACACUCUGGGAGGCCGUUUUGAUGCCACUCAGUCAUUUGUUGGGGAGAUGUCAGAACUGCACAUGUGGUCACAUGUCCUCAGUGCCAGUGACAUCUACAGCCUGGCCUCCUGCGGCAGCCACCUAAGAGGAGAUAUCCUCGCUUGGUCUGAAUCAGAGGUGGAGCUUCAUGGAGGUGUCUCCAAAUACCCCUUUGAUCCCUGUCAUUGAACCGCUGUGAAAUCAUUCAAGAACAUGAAGAUAUCCUGAAACUUACUGAGAGUAUGUGAUACGUCAAGGUUUCAGGAAAUCGAACUCCUUUUGACUUCCAAUUAUUUUUGGGAUGAUCAUCACUUGGAAUCACUGCCUUCCUUUUAACUUCUUCAGUGACUUCUUAAAAAAGAAAAACACCAAUAAAGUUAAUUUGUGUUUACAA